This is a messenger RNA of Coccidioides posadasii C735 delta SOWgp, 2150 nucleotides long. It is a transcript of the gene IPK1, whose product is annotated as Inositol-pentakisphosphate 2-kinase. The record is from RefSeq and is a predicted model, not a curated record. Gene Ontology annotation, molecular function: inositol-1,3,4,5,6-pentakisphosphate 2-kinase activity; ATP binding. Gene Ontology annotation, cellular component: nucleus. Gene Ontology annotation, biological process: inositol phosphate biosynthetic process. NCBI's taxonomy places the organism in Eukaryota, Fungi, Ascomycota, Eurotiomycetes, Onygenales, Onygenaceae.
CGACGGAGUAAGAUGGUCAGGAAACGUCGAAAACGGGCGUGACCGUGCUCAAUCCUUCGAGACUACAACGCCUUUCUGUGUCGAUUUCAGGUGCAAUUCCAUGCCAGCAUCCAUUCUUGCUUUUUAUUAAUAGAGCGCCGGGGCAAUAAGGCACAAGAGGGAUCGAGUCGCUAUUUCCCGGCGCCUGCGCAUCCACAGUAUAUAUAUAUAUAUAUAUAUAUAUAUAUAUGCGCCCGGCUUGCUCGUCCGGUCCGAACUCCAGCUCAUAGCUAUAUCAACCACCCGCCCGCCCGCCCUGCUCUAUCUGCUACCUGCUCGCGCUCUCGUGUUUAUUACCCCUCAGCCUUGCAUUGCACCACGGGGCGCGACUUGUCCAUGGACCAGGCUCUGACCCCAACUCUCCUAGAUCUCAGUUCUCUAGGGUACCAAUACCAAUACUCUUUCUUACUACUCUGUCUUCAAGCAUACUGUUUCUCCUCCGCCCAGCUCCAGCCUUGCACUGCCAUCCCUGGUUGUUGAUCCUGGGCUUCCGUCAACACCCCCAGCAUCGAGCUUUGACAGGCCUGUUUCUCGGGGAAAUGCGGUGACGAAAACCGCUUAAAUAUAUCCGUUUAUCACUCCUUUAUCAGUCUUUCCUUUUUCGUGCUGCAUUAUAUUUGUAUCUUGCCCUCCGGCCGCCCUAGCGCGACUUGUUCAACAUUCGAUUAUCCACUUCCGGAGUGAGACAUCUCCUCCGUUAGAAUUGAAGCGGUAGCCCCCGCCUACGAUCCCUUCCUCCGAAAUCUUUCUAUCUGGAUUUGACCCCCAAUACCCCUUGAGUUCUUGAAAAGAAGGAACGGGUUUUGUUUCAUGGGUAAACCGCCCGUUCGACGAGACCCGCAAUAGCUUCACGAAAACCACAAUCCAGAUGGCGCCAAUGCAGGUGGAUAUCGCCGCGAACUCUUUCUCGAUGCCGAUUUCUGAACUGCCUGCCGACACGGAGGUAGAGUACCUGGCGGAAGGCGGUGCAAAUAUUGUCUACAAGAUGACUGUCCCAGAGAGCAAUAGAACGAACAGCGAAAUAAGGGGCCAACGAGCGAUCUAUCACGGUAAACUCCUACGUCUAAGGAAACGCAUCGACUCCGGCACACCAUAUACAGAAACAGCAAGAAACUUUGAUUCCCAGAUCCGAAGCCUAUUUCGCGACAACGAGCUUGUUGCCCAGGAGCUGAUCAAGUUGCCUAAGAACUUCGUUUCCUCCUGUAAUGAAAGAUUAAAAGAAGAUGAGACGAAUGGCCGUCGACCGAAACAACGUCAUGGUGUAUACCUAUCUACCAAAGAGCCUUUCGGGCUACUCAUCACCGAUAUGAGUCCGUCGCUAGGAUCGGGCGCCGAUCUGUGGGAGUUUAAGCCUAAGUGGCUCAUUCAGUCUCCAUCAGCGCCGCUUAAUGCUAAGAGAUGUCGGACUUGUGCUCUGCGGGCAAUGAAGAAUCAUCAGGCCCGGCAGAGAGGGGAGAAGGCACGCGAAGGAUUUUGUCCUCUGGACUUGGUCUCCGAUGACUUUGAGCACGUGCUACGUGCUGUCAAGUCAAUAAAGGGGCCGCAACACGGUAGGAUACGCGUCACGAAGUUCCUACACCGGAAUCCCACGCUUCUAAAGCUUCGAGAUUGCCAGCAGCGAAUGAACGCUGUUGGUCUACCCGGUCUUGACGCAGACUAUCGGGACAGAGCGGUCUCGAUGACCCUGAGGGACUGCACGAUGUUCGUGAAGGUUCCACGCGACGAGGCUGAAACUCCCGAAGUUCGACUCGGAGAUCUCGAUUUCAAAAGCGGAACAGGAGGGAAACUGGAAUACUGGCGAGGGAUUGAAACUCGGCUCAUCGAGGAUGGAUGGUAUCAAGGGACGGAUGCUGCCAUGGAGGAUGGCGGCGGUUGCUCUUUGCAGAAUAACCGCAAGGAUACCACUCGAGGUGAAUAGGCAUGGAUAACGAAAGCCAUGGACGAGACAGACUGUAUAUACAACUUUCUUGGGGACCUCAAAGUCCGCGGGGUCGUAAAUAACCUCGGGAUAAGCCGGUUGGGCGAACGAUCGCAUUGGAUACAGCUGGCAUAGCCCCUUUUGUUGAAAUACUUCUCAAGAAGAAGAAUGACAAUAUGAGUAUUAUCAUUAA